GUCCCGCGGGGACCACAAUUCCCAGCAUUCACGGGGCGGAGGCGGAGUCGGCCUCCCGGAAUCCUGGGUCCCGGCGUGCACUUCUGAAGGACUUCAGGUACCGGCGUGCUCCGCGUCCCGCUGUCCGCCAGCUCGCGUCCAGGGCACCGCCUCUGUGUAGGGCGGGCGAAGAGGCAGCCGAGGCGGAGCUGAUGGCUGCACUGAGGGCGGGGCGGGGUGCAGGCUGGAACCUCUGGGGAUGGCGGGCUUUGGGGGGGGUUCCCUGGGGGAAGGGGCCCCUGUUGACCCCUGACCUCCGGGCCUUGCUGACGUCAGGAACUCCUGACCCUCGGGCCCGAGUGACUUAUGGGACCCCCAGUCUCUGGGCCCGGUUGUCUGGGGGGGUCCCUGAACCACGGACGUGUCUGACGUCGGGGACUUCGGAUUCCCGAGCACGGCUGACUGCAGGGCCCCCGGAUCUCAAGACCCGGGAGGUCUCAGAGACUCCUGGAACCCGUCCGCGCAUAUGGCUGGCGGUAGCGCUGGGCGCUGGGGGGGCAGUGCUGUUGUUAUUGUGGGGCGGGGGUCGGGGUCCUCCAGCGGUCCUCGCUUCGGUCCUUGGCUCACCGCCCACCUCUCCCCGGAGCCAGUACAACUUCAUCGCAGACGUGGUGGAGAAGACAGCACCUGCCGUGGUUUAUAUCGAGAUCUUGGGCCGGCACCCUUUCUCCGGCCGCGAAGUCCCUAUCUCGAAUGGCUCAGGAUUCGUGGUGGCUGCCGACGGGCUCAUCGUAACGAACGCUCAUGUGGUGGCUGAUCGGCGCCGAGUCCGUGUGAGGCUGCUUAGCGGCGACACGUAUGAGGCCAUGGUCACAGCUGUGGAUCCUGUGGCAGACAUUGCCACGCUGAGGAUUCAGACUAAGGAACCUCUCCCCACCCUACCCCUGGGACGCUCAGCCGAUGUCCGGCAAGGAGAGUUUGUUGUUGCCAUGGGAAGUCCCUUUGCACUGCAGAACACGAUCACUUCUGGCAUUGUCAGCUCUGCUCAGCGUCCAGCCAGAGACCUGGGCCUCCCCCAAACCAAUGUGGAAUACAUCCAGACUGAUGCAGCUAUUGAUUUUGGAAACUCUGGAGGUCCUCUGGUUAACCUGGAUGGGGAGGUGAUCGGAGUGAAUACCAUGAAGGUCACAGCUGGAAUCUCCUUUGCUAUCCCUUCUGAUCGCCUUCGAGAGUUUCUGCAUCGUGGGGAAAAGAAGAAUUCCUGGUUUGGAAUCAGUGGGUCCCAGCGCCGCUACAUUGGGGUGAUGAUGCUGACCCUGACUCCCAGCAUCCUUGCUGAACUACAGCUUCGAGAACCAAGCUUCCCUGAUGUUCAGCAUGGUGUGCUCAUCCAUAAAGUCAUCCUGGACUCCCCUGCCCACCGGGCUGGUCUACGGCCAGGUGAUGUGAUCUUGGCCAUUGGGGAGCAGCUGGUACAAAAUGCUGAAGAUAUUUAUGAAGCUGUUCGAACCCAAUCCCAGCUGGCAGUGCGCAUCCGGCGGGGACCAGAAACAUUGACCUUAUAUGUGACCCCUGAAGUCACAGAAUGAGUGGGUCAGCAGGACUCUGAGGUUCCUGCUCUGAUUUCCACCUGGCUUUCCUGGCCUAGGCUCUGAGGGUACCUGGACAGAGGAUUAAAUGAACCAGUGGGGGGCAGGUCCCUCCAACCACCAGCACCAAUCCCUGGGCUCUGAGGAAUCACACAAAUGCUUUUUAUAUAAAAUAAAAUUAUACCUAGCAUCA
Molecule: messenger RNA, 1761 nt
Organism: Prionailurus viverrinus (fishing cat)
Lineage: Eukaryota; Metazoa; Chordata; Mammalia; Carnivora; Felidae
Gene: HTRA2
Product: HtrA serine peptidase 2
Exons: 8
Coding region: 192-1568 (458 amino acids)
Biological process (GO): programmed cell death; proteolysis; positive regulation of apoptotic process
Cellular component (GO): mitochondrion
Molecular function (GO): serine-type endopeptidase activity; protein binding
Source: RefSeq, a predicted model, not a curated record